GUCACUAUUGCAGUAUGACGAUUAGCAUGAAGAUGAGUUGCACUUUAGCCGGGCUGAAACUUGUUCCUAACAGAAUGUUAAAUACUUAGUGAAAAGAAAGAUUAUGUCUAUCUAGUUACACCAUUCCUUGAUAUAUGCUCCAUGUCAGAAUGCCAUUGUCUCCUGGGUAAAGACGGAGAGUUCAAAUACCCACUAUCUCUCCCCUGGUGCUCCGAAUGCUCUUCUUUGAAGUUUUUAUAAUCCAUCUGUCAUCUUCUAGCAAGGAGGGCACAUGUUCUGUACCACUCAAUUACAGAAUUCUCCUUUGCCAGCUCCAAUGAGACAGGAAAGAAUGUUAUGAGUGGUUGAGAGAAACUGUCAGAUAUACUAAAUUCCUAGGAUUCAUAUGCACGGUGUUUUUCCAGGGUAGAAACACAACCCGCCUUAUUGUUCAAGUGCAUUAGGGAUACAUUUGGCAUUGGGGUAGAGAACCUUUGAUUUUUUUUUUUAACUCUCUUCCAGAGAGUUAUCUUCAAUUUGAUUGUUCUUGUUUGAAAAAAGAAAAUCAUCCAAACCUCCUCUGGAAUGUGGACCCUUCAAUGUGAACUGAAAAUGUGACAUUUGUUUUAGCCAACUAGGAGUCGGUAGCCCAACUGUGCAGAGAUUGGGAAGUAGCAAAGUGCUUUUGUUUCUGUGGUUUCACUUUAGCGAAAUAGGAUUUUUACUUGGGCUUGAUAGAAGAUGGUGACUAGAUAAAUCCUGAUCCCCACAGAAAUAAUUUUCAGCAUCAGAUGAGCUGAAAGCCUGAACAUUAAAUGUUCUGCCAUCUGGCGAAAUCUGAAAAAGUUAACACUGGGCUGAAAAGUCUUUAAAAUGGGUUAUUUUAUUUAAAGGCAAUCUACCUUGGAGUGGUUAGUGUUUCUCGAUAUCAUGUUAACUUCUCACUCAUUGAGUCACGGGUGGUUAAAUUCGUUGUCUUAUGUGAAAUGAGUUUGAUGAUCUCGGCUUAGCCUCUAGUGGGUAUUAAUUCACAUUAUGAAAUAUCCCAGAAUAAUUUAGCACCGUGUGGCAUAAUUUGCAUUUUUACUCAAGAUAGGGGCAAUGAUAGCAUCUCUGGAUCUAUUCUCCCCCACCUUUUUUUUCUUCGUUCAAAAGAGGAUGGCUCUCGUUUGUGGCUUUCAGGGUGAUUGUUGGUGGGGUUUGCUCUUAUUAAUUUUGUGGGAACAUACGGCUUUAGAGCUUGGGGUGGUGAGAAGAGGAAAUUUUAGCUUGGGUGCUAAAACCCAACAGGAAAUAUUUGCAGGGAGGUAGUUGCAGCUGAGAUGGGCUGGGAUUUCGUGACCCUGCAAUUGCUGACAUCUCCUACAUGCAUGUAAAUUUCACACAGAAGCACAUGCAUGAGCCUAAAGAACAUGGAAUCGGGUGGAUGCAUUCAGUUUGGGGGACCACACGUGUCCCUCAAUUUGUAAAAAGCAUCCUUUUCCUUUACAAAGCAGGAAGGUUUUCCAGAAAUACAGGAUACGAUUACAGUAAUUAAUUUAGUGAAACUUCUUAAAUCUGAUCCUCUGUUCAAACCGAUAAUGCCAGGAUGGGGUGGCUCGAUGUCAUUAAUUGAAAUCUGGAGACAAUAAAAAAAAAUGUCUUUCUGCAACUUCAAUACAGCAGUCUGGAAUGGUCGGGUCAGGCUGUGAACCAAUUUUCUUCUCAUUACUUUUGAUUUUGGAGUCAAUACAAAUUUCAUCAGUGAUUGUAGGGUGCAGGUCUUCGUCUGCGUAGACCCUGUCAUGGGAGAAUAUGUGCGCUUGGUUUAAAGAUUUACGGAGAAGUGGUGCUGGUUACUCAGGAAAGAGAGGAAGGAAAUGCUGAAGCCAACAGCCUCCUUGGAAACUGCUCUGGUGCUCAGGGGUGAUUAGCAUGGAGAGGCGUUGGAGUGUGGGGAGAGCGCUGGACCCCAGGAGGCCUCUGCAUCUGCAGACCACUGGGGGCAGCUGGCGGCAGCCUCUGUGACUCCCUUGCUCUUCCUUCCAGACCCGUGCCUUUAGCCCAAGUUUCUCUCUCCUUUUUUCUUUUCUCUCCCAUGUCCCCUAAAUUUACAGCUGUGGAGAGAGUCCUUCUGCAGCACACAGAAUUUAAGGCCGCACAGAAACUUAAGGGUAGAAAAAAAGAAAAAAGAGGAGACUCAACUUUAUAAGGAGUUGGUGAAAUUCUGAAAGCAUCCUGGGCAAAAAGUCUUUUGUGUGGAAACAGAGAUGCAAGACAUCUUAGGCGAUUCCUCAUUUUUCCUGCGUGCAAUUUGCAUCUGUGCAAGUCAUGGGAUCGGCCCAUCCAUCAUUAGGUAUUGGCCUAAUUGGACAUUUUUUACGAGCCCAGUUUGCUAUUUAUGUUAAAAGCAAUUCGCAGAAAUGCCCUUUCUUCAUGAUUCGGUAUUGGCAAUAGAGACGUAUGUUUAAUCACAUUUUCCAUGAGUAAUUAUCUAAUUCACAUGAUUACCAAUAUAAAACAGGGAAAUAGAACAGGGGCUUAACUCAGUCCUGCUUGGGCAGUGACACGGGUGCCCAGAAAGGCCAGAGUGAGGGCGAGUGGCGGCUGGUUCUGUUUCCUUCUGUCGUAUCGUGGAGAUUUUUAUUAGCAACAGGAGCUCCCUGAAGCCGGGCCUGUGGAAGAGAGAGGCUAUUUGGGAUUCUGUUAUAAUGCAGUUUGAGGUUCAGUCUGUCUGCUUGGGUUCUUAACGUUUGGGGCUGUCCUUUUUGAAGAUUUCCGGGAGACGGAGGUCACAUUUUUUAUUCAUGUUGAAAAAUAUUCAUUUAUCAGUAUUGGUGCAACUGUAAACAAGUGAUAAACUGACAACAUUUACAACAGUAAAACUGACAGCAUUUACUUUAAUUUUCUGUCAUUUUGGUAAUUAUAUCAAUCAAGAUCCAAAACUAAAAUGAUAUUUUAGCAUGCAGUAAGAAAUGAGGAAUUCAGAUCUUAAAAGACCAUUACAAUUAGCUUUGAGAUGUUCGCCGUUUUACCAUAAUUGUUUCAUAUAGCUUAUAUGUCUUCAUUUACAGCCGAAUAUUCUGUUGAUCUUUUAUAAACAAAGUAGCACCCAUCUGCUCCUUGAGACACUCCUGGCGCCUAUUCAUUGCAGAAAUAAUACAUGUCCUAAUGACUUCCACAUAUUUUGAAAUCUCCCUUUUGAAAUUGGUCUUGGCAGAUUAUUUGCAGGUACUUGAGUUGCAUCUGUUUGCAAUUUUGCAAAUGCGGAAGACUUUAAUGUUCAGCGCUGCAAGAGGGCUAUUUUAAUCCUCAGAUAACAUUGGCUGUCAUCAAAAGCCACAUUUAUCUCUUCGAAGGUGGGGCAAAUGUUUAAUGUUAAAAGACAGUAAAAGGUCAAGGCCAAGUCUGGGGUCUGAAUAUUUUCCUUUCAUACGCCAUGCCUUUUGGAAACUCUCUCUUGCAUUUCUUUUUAUUUAAGUUUUAGCUUAAUAACCACUGCCAAGAGGAUGUUUUGCUGAUAAAAUGAAAGAUCAGGAAGAGAGUAAAUCAGAAAUAAUAGUGAACUCCAGGCUCCUGGGCUCAUUACCACCAUGUGGCUAGCAGCUGACCAGCUUUGGGUUGACUCUGUUUACAGGGAAGAACUAAACAGCGCGGUGUUGGAGAAUACUGGGGCCUUGAAUGCUGUUGCUGGUCCACCACGCAGGAGGGGCUGAAGCUCUGGGAGGGCAGGUGGUCACCAAAGGCCAGCAUACUGUCAGUGACAGUGAGCUGAUGCUGCUCCGGGGCGGACCCCUUGCAUCCAGAAGAGCUGCUCACUUUCCUGACCACCACGGCUUUAAGAAUAUCCUUCAACCAGGAGGGAGACCCAUUGCUUUAAGACUUGCCUGCAUAUCCUCUGCUACCAGAUUAAGGUGGCUUCUGGAUCUAAAAACUGUGCUAACUGCUGCGGCCAGCAUCGAAGGGAUGGAAGAAGCGAGCCUGUGCCUUGGAGUGUCUUCGGCGGAGCCGGAAGCUGAGCCCCACCUGAGCGGCCCCGUCCUAAACGGCCAGUAUGCCAUGAGUCAGAAGCUGCAUCAGAUCACCUCCCAGCUCAGCCAUGCCUUCCCCGAGCUCCAUCCCCGGCCCAACCCCGAGGAGAAGCCCCCCGCGUCCCUGGAGGAGAAGGCCCACGUGCCCAUGAGCGGCCAGCCCAUGGGCAGUCAGAUGGCGCUCCUGGCCAACCAGCUGGGCCGGGAGGUGGACACUAGCCUCAACGGGCGGGUGGACCUGCAGCAGUUCCUCAACGGGCAGAACCUGGGCAUCAUGUCCCAGAUGAGCGACAUCGAGGACGACGCCCGCAAGAACCGCAAGUACCCGUGUCCGCUGUGCGGCAAGCGCUUCCGCUUCAACAGCAUCCUCUCCCUGCACAUGCGCACGCACACGGGCGAGAAGCCCUUCAAGUGCCCGUACUGUGACCACCGGGCGGCGCAGAAGGGGAACCUCAAGAUCCACCUGCGGACCCACAAGCUGGGCAACCUGGGCAAGGGGCGCGGGCGCGUACGUGAGGAGAACCGCCUGCUGCACGAGCUGGAGGAGCGCGCCAUCCUGCGGGACAAGCAGCUGAAGGGCAGCCUGUUGCAGCCCCGGCCUGACCUGAAGCCACCGCCGCACGCGCAGCAGGCCCCGCUGGCCGCCUGCACCCUGGCCCUGCCUGCCAACCACAGCGUGCCCGACAUGGCCCACCCGGUGCCCUCGCCCAAGCCAGCCAGCGUGCAGGAGGACGCGGUGGCCCCUGCGGCGGGCUUCCGCUGCACCUUCUGCAAGGGCAAGUUCAAGAAGCGCGAGGAGCUGGACCGCCACAUCCGCAUUCUGCACAAGCCCUACAAGUGCACGCUGUGUGACUUCGCGGCUUCGCAGGAGGAGGAGCUCAUCAGCCACGUAGAGAAGGCGCACAUCACCGCAGAGUCGGCCCAGGGCCAGGGCCCCAACGGUGGUGGCGAGCAGUCGGCCAACGAAUUCCGCUGCGAGGUGUGCGGCCAGGUUUUCAGCCAGGCCUGGUUUCUCAAGGGCCACAUGCGCAAGCACAAAGACUCCUUCGAGCACUGCUGCCAGAUCUGCGGCCGGCGCUUCAAGGAGCCCUGGUUCCUCAAGAACCACAUGAAGGUCCACCUCAACAAGCUGUCGGUGAAGAACAAGUCCCCCAGCGACGCCGAGGUGCCUGUGCCCAUGGGCGGCAUGUCCCAGGAGGCCCACGCCAACCUGUACUCCAGGUACCUCUCCUGCCUGCAGAGCGGCUUCAUGGCCCCGGACAAGGCUGGCCUGAGCGAACCCAGCCAGCUCUAUGGCAAGGGCGACCUGCCCAUGAAGGAGAAGGAGGCGCUGGGGAAGCUGUUGUCUCCCAUCUCCAGCAUGGCCCACGGAGUCCCGGAGGGGGACAAGCACUCCCUCCUGGGAUGCCUCAACCUCGUGCCGCCGUUGAAAUCCAGCUGCAUUGAGCGGCUGCAGGCGGCUGCCAAGGCUGCUGAGAUGGACCCCGUGAAUAGCUACCAGGCUUGGCAGCUCAUGGCCAGGGGCAUGGCCAUGGAACAUGGCUUCUUGUCUAAAGAGCAUCCGCUGCAGCGCAACCACGAAGACACUUUGGCAAACGCCGGGGUUCUGUUUGAUAAGGAGAAGCGGGAGUACGUGUUAGUGGGAGCAGAUGGCUCCAAGCAGAAAAUGCCUGCUGAUUUGGUUCACAGCACUAAAGUGGGCAGUCAGAGAGACCUGCCAAGUAAGCUCGACCCUUUAGAAAGCAGUCGGGAUUUUUUGUCACAUGGGCUGAACCAGACGCUCGACUAUAACCUGCAGGGUCCUGGGAACAUGAAGGAGAAGCCCACCGAGUGCCCCGACUGCGGCCGGGUAUUCCGCACCUACCACCAGGUGGUCGUGCACUCCCGGGUCCACAAGCGGGACCGCAAGGGCGAGGAGGACGGGCUGCACGUGGGCCUGGACGAGCGGCGUGGCUCGGGCAGUGACCAGGAGUCCCAGUCGGUGAGCCGCUCCACCACGCCGGGCUCCUCCAACGUCACCGAGGAAAGUGGGGUCGGAGGCGGCCUCUCCCAGACAGGGAGUGCCCAGGAGGACAGCCCUCACCCCUCCUCGCCAUCCUCCUCAGACAUUGGCGAGGAGGCUGGGAGAUCUGCUGGCGUCCAGCAACCGGCGCUGCUUCGAGACAGAAGCCUGGGCUCGGCCAUGAAGGACUGCCCGUACUGUGGGAAAACCUUCCGGACAUCCCAUCACCUUAAGGUGCACCUGAGGAUACACACAGGUGAGAAACCUUACAAGUGUCCACACUGUGACUAUGCCGGCACUCAGUCAGCGUCCUUAAAAUACCACUUAGAGCGACACCAUCGGGAGCGUCAGAACGGAGCUGGGCCGCUGUCCGGGCAGCCCCCAAAUCAAGACCACAAGGACGAGAUGUCAAGCAAAGCUUCUCUGUUCAUCAGGCCAGACAUCUUGAGGGGGGCCUUCAAGGGUCUCCCUGGCAUCGACUUCAGAGGUGGCCCUGCAUCUCAGCAGUGGACAUCAGGGGUGUUCUCGUCCGGAGAUCACUCAGGGCAGGCCACCAGCAUGUCUUCGGAGGUCCCCUCAGAUGCUCUGAAAGGCGCUGACCUUCCUUCCAAAAGCACCCAUUUCUCUGAGAUCGGAAGAGCCUAUCAAAGCAUCGUGAGCAACGGUGUAAAUUUCCAAGGGUCCUUGCAAGCAUUCAUGGACAGCUUUGUCCUCAGCUCCUUGAAGAAGGAGAAGGACGUGAAGGACAAAGCCCUGGCUGACCCCACUUCCAUGAAAGUCCACGGAGUGGAUGGUGGCGAGGAGAAGCCCAGCAAGUCCUCCCAGAGGAAGUCUGAAAAAUCUCAGUACGAGCCCCUGGACUUGUCGGUGAGGCCAGAUGCGGCCUCCCUCCCGGGCUCCUCGGUGACCGUGCAGGACAGCAUUGCGUGGCAUGGCUGCUUGUUCUGUGCAUUCACGACGUCCUCCAUGGAGCUCAUGGCCCUUCAUCUGCAGGCCAACCACCUGGGCAAAGCGAAACGCAAAGAUAAUGCCAUCGGGGUCGCAGUCAACUGCAAAGACCAGGCCCGGGAGGCAAGUAAGAUGGCCCUGCUGCCCUCGGUACAAUCAAACAAAGACUUGGGCCUCUCCAAUAUGAUUGGCUCUCUAGACUCUGAGAAGAUGGCCCAAGGUCAGAUCAAGGAGACUCUGGGGGAGCAGAAGAGUGGCACAUGGACCAGCCACGUGGACCCUGCAUUUUGUAACUUCCCAUCAGACUUCUACAAGCAGUUUGGUGUUUACCCAGGCAUGGUUGGCUCGGGGUCCUCCAGUUCCUGCCCCAACAAGGAGCCCGAUGGAAAGGCCCACUCUGAAGAGGAUGCCCCCAUCCUGAUCCCCGAAACCACGAGUAAGAACACGACUGAUGACCUCUCUGACAUCGCCUCCUCAGAGGACAUGGACUCCUCCAAGGGAGAGAACAACGAUGAAGAGGAUGUUGAAACCGAACCGGAAAUGAUGACCAAGCCACUGUCUGCCCUCAGCAAAGACAGCAGCAGUGAUGGCGGGGACAGCCUGCAGCCCACGGGCGCCCCCCAGCCCGUCCAGGGACUGGUCUCACCUUUACCCCAAGCGCCGGAGAAGCAGUGGCACAGCCAGGGUCUUCUCCAAGCCCAGGACCCCUCGGUGGGCCUGCCGAAGCCGGAGCGGGGUCCCCAGGGCCUGGACAAGCCGAUGAACAUGCUGUCGGUCCUCAGGGCCUACAGCUCUGAUGGCUUAGCAGCCUUUAACGGACUCGCAAGUAGCACAGCAAAUUCUGGAUGUAUCAAGAGGCCAGACUUGUGUGGUCACAGGCCUUUCCAGUGCCGCUACUGUCCCUACAGUGCCUCUCAGAAGGGGAACCUGAAGACACACGUCCUCUGCGUCCAUCGCAUGCCUUUUGACAACAGCCAGUAUCCGGACCGCAGGUUCAAGCGCUCCAGGGUCGACUCGGAGGCUUCUGGGAAUUUCGAGGAGCCCACAGCUGUCAAGGCGGGGAGCUCGGCCGACCUCACAGAAGAGGGCUGCAAGGGCCAGGAGGAGACCAACUGAACAGACCAACCUGUAUAUUGCAAUAGUAUUUUACACACAGUUUUAACGUUAUGCAUCUGAUAAAAGUUUGCUAACUGCAUUCCAAGGGGAAAAAAUCAUGUAAAACCCCCCCAAUAGUGUAUAGAACAUUUAAAAAAUUUUAAAAGAUAUCUAUAUAUAUAUUAAAAGAUCCCCCAGCCCUUGAAAAUGGCUGCUAAACUGUUACCCAGCAACAAAUACUUCCGAAACAACGCAGGUGGGAGAAAAGUGAUUUCAAAAACGCUUGGUGUCCUCCGAGCAUGAGAGAGCUGGGGGCCCUUCCCACUCGAAAGUCGUCUUUGUCCAAAAAUAAUGCUCUUAACCGAAACACGAUACCAUCUAAAUGAUUUAGUGUUGCGUUGAAGAUGGAGGGGCUGUGUUUUCGUUGUUGAAAACACCUCUAUAAUCUGACACCAGCUGCCGUCAUUUGCCUCCAACCCUAAUGAGAUGUGUCGGGAGGCAGCUGCGGUGCCAGUCAGACUGGAGCGGUCACUGCAGAGAAAAUCAAUCCACGUGGUGUUGUAACUGCACUCUUGGAGAAACCCUAGACGGCCCGCAGCCAGCGCCAGGGCUGACCGGCACUGCAGAGGAUUGAUAUCUGAAAUGUGCAUUUUUACAAAAUACACAGCCAAAUGAAAUCAAUGAUCAGGAAGUGUCUGCAGACCAAUGCCCAUUGCAGAUUUGAUGAGUAAUUCCUUUUUUUUUAGAUUGAAUUGCCAUAUAGAGGGAAAUAUUUUGUUCUUUUUUUUUUAUUUUUUAAAAAAAUUUUUGGAUGAAGAAGGAAGUCGUUAUUAAAAAAAAUUGUAGGGUCCGUUAUAUAAAAUGUUGUUAGGAAAACUAGCUAACCCCAUCCAUAGUAGAUGCUGGUGAGCAAUGAAAAUUUAGGUAAUAAUAGAUUUUUUUAUUAUGAUUUUUAAAAUUCUACUUGAAUGAAGGCUGCUCUGGUCCUUAUUAUCAAAUUUUGUUUCCAUGUGUUGGUUUUUAUAAAUGUCACAGACACGAAGUAAGAUUUUCCUCUCCAGCAAGCUCUUAUGAAAUAGCUUGUAUUAAAAUAUGAAUCUAAACAUCCUGCUGUCUCUAAUGACGACAACUGUUUGAGUUAAAUGUCUGUUUUUGUAAAACAAAUGUGUUCCAUAUUUUUGUAUAUUUUAGAUUUUUCUACUGAUUGGAUACUCCAAAUUUAUCAAGGUCUGCACCACACAGAAGGAGAUUUCGAGUGUCAAUAAUGAAACACUUAUUUCAAAAAACGAUUUAGGAAGCCGAGUUAAAGGUUUAUUCUUGAAUCUGCUAGCAUGGUGGAAGGUGGAGCUUUUUAACAUACUUCCUUUGAGUGACAUAAAAUUGGUGCUGUUGCUUGUGGUGGUAGAGAAGUAUGGAAGUCUCAACUUCUUCUAAAACAAAAUCAUUCAGACUUAAAAAAAAAAAAGUCAAUAUUUCCUUGCAGGCUGGGAGCACAGAUUAAACCCCAGGGCCUUAAAAACUUCAGCUCUGCCUACAGCAGUUUACAAAAAUACUAAACUGCAAUCAAUGUAAAUAAAAUUCUUAGUGCUAUCCUGAGACCAGAAAGAAUCUCAGGCUAAUAAGGAAUCCGGUUUGCAUAUGCUGUCAAAAGGGUGUCAUCUAACCGAGGUUUCAGUGUAAAUGAGGUCGCUGUGCAACUUGGACCCAUCUGGCAUAGAGCAAGCUGCUUUCUUGUUUUUCUAGUAUAGUUCUCACUGCCUUACUUAAAUCGAGUUGAUAAACUUAAUGCAACUGUUUCUAUGAUCCUAGAGAAAGGACUGAAAUGUUGUUGAAAACUUUCCGACUGUAGUACGCUUUAGGAUUCUAACUGCACUACUGUGUUUGCUGACUGUGCCAGUCCCUUGCUUUCUGUGCUUGCUCUGCCUUUGGUAUCUUAGCAAAGAAAAAUUAAAAAAAAGAAAAAAAAAGAUGAAAAAAAAAGAAAAAAGAAAAAAAAAAGAGGAAAAAAGUGGGGGAAAAACGAGAGCCACAUUCCAUUUCUAGCACUUUGGGAGCUCUUUCAGUAUUUUUUUGUGUCUUUUCAGCAUCCUCCGAUGCGACAGGCAAUAAUUCUGUUUGUGACACUGGGAACACCCCCUCUUCUUUGUGGUGUGCGUGUUGAUUCCAUUUUGUCCAGUGCUACUGUCCUCCUUCCCCCUCUGACACAGGCCUUCUUUCCGGAACAUUUGUAACUUGUAAUACAAACAAGUGACAGCCACAGUGAAGCAGCGUCAGUUUCUGAAUGUCAUCAGGUUCUCAUAUCUAAACAUGUCAAGUUUCUUCCCUGUAACUUCUGUAGUCUGUGAUGCUGGUCAUAAUACUGUCUACAUUCCUACGCAAAGAAAAAAAAAUCUAUCUUGGAGGAAAUCUGAGAUCAAUAGGAGUAGAGGAUUUUGUUGCUAUGCUUGUAACAAGUAGAAAACUUUGUAUUUAAAGUUUAUUCUUGGUCAUUAUUUAUUAUUAUAAUACAUCAGUUGACAGAACUUUAUUCUGGUAUAGAAAGUAUUAAAAGUUGUUUUUUCAGCAA
This is a messenger RNA of Callithrix jacchus (white-tufted-ear marmoset), 10600 nucleotides long. It is a transcript of the gene ZNF536, whose product is annotated as zinc finger protein 536. The record is from RefSeq and is a predicted model, not a curated record. Gene Ontology annotation, cellular component: nucleus. NCBI's taxonomy places the organism in Eukaryota, Metazoa, Chordata, Mammalia, Primates, Cebidae. Gene Ontology annotation, molecular function: RNA polymerase II cis-regulatory region sequence-specific DNA binding; DNA-binding transcription factor activity, RNA polymerase II-specific. Gene Ontology annotation, biological process: regulation of DNA-templated transcription.